Messenger RNA from Harpegnathos saltator (Jerdon's jumping ant), 2946 nucleotides. RefSeq names its product nuclear receptor corepressor smrter (gene Smr). The record is from RefSeq and is a predicted model, not a curated record. The transcript has 3 exons. The coding region runs from base 139 to 2613 and encodes 824 amino acids. NCBI's taxonomy places the organism in Eukaryota, Metazoa, Arthropoda, Insecta, Hymenoptera, Formicidae.
GGCGGCGUCGGCGGCGGCGGCGGCAGCGUGCCGCCGCCGGGACAGGGCCCGGGUGGUCAGUCGGCGUCGGCCGCUGUGGUGGUGAGCCACAGCGGUCAGUACAACUCGUAUUCCGGUCGACCGCCGCCCAGUUACACCAUGGAGCAGCAGCUGUCCUCCCGGCAAAUCAUCAUGAACGACUAUAUCACUAGCCAACAGAUGCACGCGCGCGCAAGAAGCGGCGCAACGGGUGGCGCCGGUGAACCAGUCGCCGGCAAGAGCAACGAACAGCCGGCUCCGUCGACGUUGUACUACGCCAGCACGCCGCCACCUCCUCCGCCGCCUCAGACACACACGCAGGCACGACAGGGUGUCAUACAGAGGCAUAAUCCGCAGAAGCAGUUGCACUAUCAGCCACCGCCUGGUCUGGAGGCUUUCUCCAGUCUGGUGGAUGUGGCUGUGCAACAGCCCAGUCUUCCGGUGCCGCACCCGCAUGGUCACCCGGCGGCCGCGUCCGGCAGCGGCGGCCACGAAGGUCUCGGCAAGACGAUGGCGGAUCGGCUGUUGGCUGACCAUUAUGUGGACAACAACCGGGCGUUCCGUGAGCAAGAGAUGCGACUGCAGGAGCACCGUAUGAUGCAGGCGGAGCACAGGAUGGCGGCGGCGGUGGCGCAUCACCAUCAGCGCGACCGGGACCUCGCGCAUCUGCGCGAGAAGGAAGAGCAUCGCCUGCAUCGGGAGAAGGAACUGCAGCAGUUGGAGCAUCGACUAGUGGUGCAGCAGCGUGAGAAGGAGAUCCAGCAGCAAGAGCACGCGCGUCUGGCGCAACAGCGGGAGAAAGACAUGCAGCACGUCGAGCACCGGUUGCCGAUGCAACAACGCGAAAAGGAGAUGCAGCACGAACAACAUCGGCUCGUGCCGUCCAUCGGCACCGUCCAUCAGCAUCGAGAGAAAGAACUCCACCGUCAUCAACUAGUGGUGGCUGCGGCGCAACGCGACAAGGAACAUCAGGAGCACCGACUGAUCGUGCAGCAGCAUCGAGAGAAGGAGAUACAGCAGCAGGAGCAGAGGCUCACGAUCCACCAGCAGCGCGAGAAGGACAUACAGCGCGAGCGAGACCUCGUGCAUAUGCAGCAGAUACAGCAGCAGCAGCAGCAGCAACAGCAACAACAGCAGCAGAUGCAGCAGCAUAUGCAGCAACAGCGCAUGGAGGCGGAGAGAAGGCAUAUAGUUCAAAUGUACAGAGAACAGCAUCAGCAACAGCAGAUCGACCGGGAAAGCUCGCGGCUGGUCAACAGCGGAUUCUCGCAGCAGAGCAGGCUAGUGCCGCAGAUGUCGCACCAGUCGCAACAGCAGCAACAACAGUCGUCCAGGCAGAGUCAGUCGUCCAGCCAGCAGCAGAACGACUCGUCCUCGACCCUCACCGCCGCUAGCCUCAUAGAUGCCAUUAUAACACAUCAGAUCAAUCAGAGUGUCGAGAACUCGAGCGGAAGCGGCUCAUCUGCCAACCAGCCUACUCGAGCGAGUGAUCGCCUCUUCCAGGGAUUUCAUCGUGAGACCACCCAAGAAUCUAACGGUAUCGCGCAUAGUCCUGCUGGAGACGGAGGCGGGGGUGGUAGCGGUGCGAGCGGAAAUGGAAGUGGAAGCAACAAAGCGAUCACUCUCGGCGAGCAUGUCGAGCACAUUGUGUCUAAAGAUUUUUGUCCACCGCAUUCAUCCUACAGACCUUACACCGGAUAUCAAAUUUCUGAGGAUCAGUGGAAAAGACGAAAAAUGAACGAGCCGGACUCGGUGAAGGCUGGAGACGAGCGGCAGAUAAUACGCGUCGCCCAACAACAGCAACAGCAGCAGACGCAACAGCAGCAACAUCAAUCCGCGUCCUCCUCGGUGGGGAAGCAGCAGUUCCAGCAUUCCGUCGAGCCCGUCUCGCCUCCGGAAGCGACCAGCAAUCACUACGGGCGUCGUUUUUACGAAUCGACCACUGCCACAUCCACUUCCGGUACACCCUCCAACAAGCCCCAUCUGUCGCCGUUAGACUACGUAAAGAACAAGAUCGUGGAAGUGAUGCGAACAUCCGAAGAUGACAAGGCUAGUGGCAGCGCAGCUGCGGUUUCGUCUGAUAGAAAUGGCGGCAGUGGCGGCGGCGGCGGCGGCGGCAACAACAACAACAACAACAACAACAACAACAAUAACAACAAUAACAACAACAGCAACAGCAUCGUCUCAAGCGGCGCCGGCAGCGGUGGUGGUGGUGGUGGCGGCGGCGGCGGUAACGGUAGUGGUGGCGGCGGCGGCGGCACCGGCAGCGGUGGCGGCGAAAAAACGACGGACGAGAAGACGGCGGCAGGCGCGAGCGCGGAGAGGAGCCCGUCCGUCGGCGGCAGCGGCGAGAUGAUUGUCGACGAGACGACGCCGAGCCGAACCACCCCGCAACCACCGCCGCCACCCGCACCGGCGCCGACUACCAAUUUCUAUCCGUUCAGCGCGUUAGGCGUGCACACAGGUCCGCCACCGGCGCCGCCACCUACCGCCACGUCGACCGUCUCCGCCUCCGUCACAAAGUCCGAACAGAUGCAGGCCGAGCCGGCGCCGUUGCUCUCAGCGCAAUACGAGCCGCUCUCGGACGAGGAUUGAUAGUCGCGCCGAUUUCGUGGUGCUACCGCUACUUACUGUUUUUUGUAAUUAGUUUGAAGAGAGAAAUGCUGUGACACGUUUCCUUAGGACAUGAAUCCUACAGGAUAUUCGAAUAUUGGACGAUUCACCGACACACGCUUAUGGGCACGAGAGAAGCCACACUGCGUUCAUUAUCGGUCGCCAAAUCCUAAUCUAAUUUAAGAGACUUCUUCUUUUUUAUAUAUACGCAUAUAUAUAUUAUAUAUAUGUAGAUAUAUGCAUAUACGAAAAUUUUCGAUCUCCCGAAACGAAUGGGGGAGUCUCCGUCGUAUGAUGUUUUAAACCAAGUCCCAA